CCCCGUCUCGUCGCCGUCAGGCGUCAGUAACAGUUCGUCUUUCGUCGAUAUCUCGUCGCGCUUCGUCCUCCAGAGUCUCACGAGUGCCUUUCAAGUGCCCCGAGUGCUGAGUGCGCGUCAGGCAGUCGGCCGCCUUUCUAUCCGAUCUGGAGAUUCACGAGGGGAACGACGGCCGAGCAGAGGAAAUUAUGUUUGAGAGAGGUGUGCAAGCUGGCUGACACUAAGUACAGAACUUUACACAGGCCACCGCCUGUUGUAUGGUCGCACGGAAGGAGUCAACGUAGUCUCAACUAGUCUUCCGCGUUCGCCACGUCCGAUUCCGACAGUGUUCGAAAUGCACAUAACGGAAAUUUCCAAGGAGCACGAUUGGAAGAGCUGGGCCAUUAAUAUUGCCAACUUUCCUGGCGCCACGUCUGAGGCAGGGUCCAGGGGGGUGGACAUGACUGCAGAGACUUGGCAUCUCUCUCCGCCAAGGGGCGAGUCAAAGAGGAUCUACGAUCAUGAACAUGCCGCCAUGGAAGCCUGGCUUGACGACCACACCGAUUUCGUGCACGACUACUUUAUCAGGAAAGCGACUAGGCAGAUGGUCGAUUCGUGGCUUGUGUCGCACGCUUCGCCUUCGGGAGGGAGCGCGAGCGGCGCCUGUUGCACGGAUUCGGGAUGCCCCGCCUCCAGGGCGUCAUCGGGGGCGGCGACGCCCGUCAGGAAAGUCUCGGCCCACGAAUUCGAGAGGGGCGGCCUCCUGAGGCCGAUGGUGACGACCGUCGACGGGACGCCGACCUUCCUCUCCGUCUCGCCGCCGCCCCCGCCUCACUCGCCACUCCUGGGAGCCGCCUCCCAGACCGACGGCCUCCAGCAGCCUCAGGCCGUGCGGAUGUCAAGGAGCGACCUCAGGAACCUAGAUGAAAAGGAGCUCAUCUUUGAACUUGUCAAAGAUAUUUUUAAUGAACUUGAAGUGAAAUCUCUUUGUCAUAAAAUCCUACAAAAUGUGAGCACCCUGCUGAAAGCUGACCGGGGCUCACUUUUCCUCGUACAAGGCGAGAGGCCUCAGUGCACAUCGAGAGCAAACAUUAAACCCGUGGGCUGUCUUCAUCCUGAUGAUAACUCACAGAAGCCUUCCAUUCCUAAUCAUUCUUCUGGAUGUCACUCUAGGUGUCUUGUUUCCAAGUUGUUCGAUGUCUGUUCAAGGUCGACCUUGCAAGAGAUGGAAUGUCAAGAAGAGAUUCGGAUACCCUGGGGUAAAGGUAUUGUCGGUUUUGUUGCCGAAACUGGCGAAAGUGUAAAUAUACCUGAUGCUUACAAAGAUGAAAGGUUCAACCAAGAAGUGGAUGCACGGACUGGUUACAGGACCCGAUCACUACUUUGUAUGCCUAUUAAAGAUCUGAAUGGAGAUGUAAUAGGUGUUGCACAGGUUAUAAAUAAAAAAGAAGAUACACAUUUUACACACAACGAUGAAAAGAUAUUUUCCAGUUACCUUCAAUUUUGUGGAAUAAGCCUGAGAAAUGCCCAACUGUAUGAAAAAAGCCAAUUGGAAGUGAAAAGAAACCAGGUCUUGUUGGAUUUGGCGAGAAUGAUAUUUGAAGAGCAAAGCACAAUCGAACACAUGGUAUUCAGGAUACUGACGCAUACGCAGUCCCUCAUCCAAUGUCAAAGGGUUCAAGUUCUUCUGCUACACAAAGCAAAUCUUGGGAGUUUCUCCCGUGUUUUUGAUUUUGAAGCAAAUGACUUGGAGGCAGUGAAGGGGAAUGAAGAUGAGCGAAUAAGCCCAUUUGAAAGCCGCUUCCCUAUUAACAUCGGCAUUACUGGAGCCGUUGCGACAUCUGGUGAGACGAUUAAUAUAAUAAAUGCCUAUGAGGAUUCAAGGUUUGACCCAAACGUGGAUGAAGGUACUGGGUUCAGGCAUAGAAGUAUCUUGUGCAUGCCAAUCAAAAAUUCUACAGGAGAAAUUAUUGGUGUCAUUCAGUUGAUAAACAAGUUCAAUGAGCUCCCAUUUACAAAAAACGAUGAAAAUUUUGUGGAGGCAUUUGCAAUAUUUUGUGGAAUGGGAAUCCACAAUACUCAUAUGUAUGAAAAGGCUGUGAUAGCAAUGGCUAAACAAAGUGUUACUUUAGAUGUUUUAAGUUACCAUGCAACCGCAACACUGGAAGAUGCUCAGAAAUUAAGAGCACUCAGGGUUCCAUCGGCUACAAUAUUUGAGCUGUAUGAUUUUAAAUUUGAUGAUAUUCUUCUCUCAGAUGAUCAAACACUCACAGCCUGUCUAAGGAUGUUUCUGGAUCUCGACUUCGUCGAAAGGUUCAGCAUAGACUAUGAGGUCCUUUGCAGGUGGUUGUUGAGCGUGAAAAAAAAUUACCGGAAUGUGACAUAUCACAACUGGAGGCAUGCCUUCAACGUUGCACAGAUGAUGUUUUCCAUCAUAACCGCAACUCAAUGGUGGAAGAUAUUCGGCGAUAUCGAAUGCCUGGCAUUGAUUAUUGCCUGCCUUUGUCAUGACCUCGACCACCGAGGGACUAAUAAUUCGUUUCAAAUCAAGGCGUCGUCACCACUGGCACAGCUUUAUUCAACAUCGACAAUGGAACAUCAUCAUUUUGACCAGUGUCUCAUGAUCCUCAACAGUCAGGGUAAUCAGAUUCUUGCCAAUCUCUCGCCAGAAGAAUAUUCCAGAGUUAUCAAAGUAUUAGAGGAUGCCAUAUUGGCAACAGACCUUGCCGUAUAUUUCAGGAGGCGAGGAAAAUUUCUCAAUUUGGUGAACACAAACACGUACAGGUGGGAACUCGAGGAACACAGGGAGCUGUUACGAGCUAUGUCUAUGACCGUCUGCGACUUAGCCGCUAUCACCAAACCUUGGCCAGUUGAAAAGAGGGUGGCUGAACUUGUGACAAGGGAAUUUUUUGAACAAGGUGAUCUUGAGCGGCACGAGCUUAAAAUUACCCCAAUUGAUAUGAUGAAUCGAGAAAAAGUUGACAAGCUACCUGAAAUGCAAGUUGCUUUCAUUGAUUCUAUUUGUCUUCCAAUUUAUGAUGCUUUUGCAUUGUUGUCGGAUGAGUUGGUACCGCUUCUGGAAAGAUCCAAAGAAAACAGGCAAAACUGGAUAAACGCCUCAGUUCAGAUAAAUACAGAGGGGGAGAUUUCAAGUUUAAACAUGCAGACGUAGCAAAUCUAAUGUUUUAUAUAUAUAAAUUAUGUGAUGUUUUGUAAAUUUUAAAAUUAAUUGUAAAUAUUUGUGAAAGAGGAAGAUAAAAAGAUGCCUUGUUUAAAGAGACAAAAAAAUAUGCAAUGUCUUAGUUCAUAUAGGAAUUGUGUGGACAGAUAAUAGAAGUUGUUUUAUAAACAAUUUAAUCCUAUGUAAAGAAAUUCAAAAUAUAAUUAUUUAAUCAUUUUAUUUAAAA
This is a messenger RNA of Cimex lectularius (bed bug), 3386 nucleotides long. It is a transcript of the gene Pde11, whose product is annotated as dual 3',5'-cyclic-AMP and -GMP phosphodiesterase 11. Bases 335 to 3151 code for a protein of 938 amino acids. The record is from RefSeq and is a predicted model, not a curated record. Lineage: Eukaryota; Metazoa; Arthropoda; Insecta; Hemiptera; Cimicidae. The transcript is spliced from 23 exons. Gene Ontology annotation, molecular function: protein binding; 3',5'-cyclic-AMP phosphodiesterase activity; 3',5'-cyclic-GMP phosphodiesterase activity. Gene Ontology annotation, biological process: signal transduction.